Fraxinus pennsylvanica is the source of this 660-nucleotide messenger RNA. The record is from the annotation of a GenBank genome assembly. NCBI's taxonomy places the organism in Eukaryota, Viridiplantae, Streptophyta, Magnoliopsida, Lamiales, Oleaceae.
AUGGCUCAAGCAGUGGAAGAAUGGUACAAACAGAUGCCGAUCAUCACCAGAUCGUACCUUACAGCUGCCAUUGUCACCACAAUCGGUUGCUCCCUCGAUAUAAUAACACCAUACGACUUGUACUUGAAUCCAAAGCUAGUGAUGAAGCAUUACCAAGUCUGGCGUGUCAUCACCAAUUUUUUGUAUUUUCGAAAAAUGGACUUGGACUUUUUGUUUCACAUGUUCUUUCUUGCUCGAUACUGCAAGCUUCUUGAAGAGAACUCCUUUCGGGGAAGGACUGCAGAUUUCUUCUAUAUGCUAUUAUUUGGUGCCACUGUUUUGACCGGCAUUGUUCUUAUUGGAGGAAUGAUUCCUUACGUGUCAGAGUCAUUUGCUAGGAUUAUAUUCCUUAGCAAUUCACUCACAUUUAUGAUGGUCUAUGUUUGGAGCAAGCAGAAUCCUUACAUCCACAUGAGUUUCUUGGGGCUAUUUACUUUCACAGCAGCUUAUCUUCCAUGGGUUCUUCUAGGGUUCUCUGUCCUUGUUGGAGCUAGUGCUUGGGUGGACCUACUGGGAAUGAUUGCUGGUCAUGCCUACUAUUUCCUCGAAGACGUGUACCCACGGAUGACAGGAUACCGGAAAUUUUAUCUUUGCAUUUCCUUAGCUUCUUGUGGGAUGUAA